UUGAGAAGUUCCUCCGGAGCUUCCUGUCUGUUAAUCCACUUGUUGAGCAGAGGAGAGGGGCGGGGAAGCGCUUACGGACUUACAUUUUCACCAGAACUCCAAUCAUGUCGCAGGCAAACGGCUAAACGGCGCCCAGACAGAGCAGCAAAGCCGGCAGUUGAGCACCAUGUUGAGUUUGAGCAGAGCUGGUGUCCUCGGCGCCUCCGUCGCUGUGGCGGGAGGAGUCGCUUAUCUUAUCUGGAACUAUGCGUCCUCCUCCGGGGAGGAGAAGCCCGAAACACGCCUGGGAGAGGACGGUGAAAGUGACAGAGAGCAGAGGGAAGGAGAAAAGGAGGAGAUAAGAGAGGAAGAGACUCCGGUGAUUAAAGCUCAGCAGCAGCAGACACAGUUUGCUGAGCCCACAACGGCCGUGGUUGAACCUGUAGCAGCUGCUGAAGCUUGGAACACAUCACAGUCCCAGCCUGUGGAGUCAGAGGGAACACAGGUUCUGGUUCUGGGUCUCGAUGGAUCCGGAAAGACCAGCCUGCUGCAGUCUUUGUCCACCGGCCGCCCGGAGCAGGACAUACAGCCGACACAGGGCUUCAACGCCGUCUCCAUCAACAAAGAUGACUGCUAUAUCGAGUUUCUGGAAAUUGGAGGUAAAGAGGAUCUGCGGCCAUAUUGGCAGAAAUACAUGCCCAAAGCACUGCUGCUGGUGUUUGUAGUCGACUCGUCCAACCCGCAGCUCUUUCCAGUGGCGAAGAAACACCUACACGAGCUGCUGGCCUCUCGUCCGAGCCUGCCUUUAAUGGUGCUGGCCAACAAACAGGACCUUCCAGGUUCCUGCAGCAUCACUGACCUCCACGACGCUCUGUCUCUGUCCGAGCUCGGAGACCGGCGCUUGUUCCUCAUCGGUACCCACGUGAAGAAGGGCGAGACGGAGCUGAGCUCUGGUGUGCAGGACGCUCAGGCCCUGAUCUCCCAGUUGGUUUGUGACGGUUUAUGAAACGCACUGUUAACUCCUGUCACUUAAUCACAUUCAGUGAGCUUUUUGCACUUUUUUUUUUACUUUACUGUUUUCACUACAUCUGUAGGCUAAACCUCUGGUAUUUAUUUCUUUUGGUAUUUCACGUUUGUGAGGAGAAAAAAACCCUCACUGUGUUUGUUGGCCUGUUAAAUUUUUUAUUGAUUUGUGUCAAACUGGGAGAACACAAAAUCAUUAUCUCUAUUUUUGUCCCGGCAGGUGAUGUAUGGAGCCACAAAUGUUAACAUUUACAAGACUGUUACUGUGUUUUAAAUCUUUAAUUCCUUCUAAUGUUGUUUGGAGCUGCAGUUGCAGUAGUUUUCAAAUCGAUCUUAAUGAUUUAAAUGUGUCAGCGUAUUUCAUAUUUGCAUACAAAUCUCAAGCUGCUUAAAUUCGUCAUAUCAGCUGAGACAAGUGGCCCAAACGAACUUUUACUGACUGAGAUCUCAAAUUAAAACAUAACAUUUUGUGCUUUUGGACUGUACACCACCACGGUGAACAUCAAGUCCAGACUUUCAGCUUUAAUUCAUGGGUUUUAAUAGAAGUGCUGCAUGAACUGUUGAGGAAUUACAGCCAUUUUUAUACACACCCCUCCUUCUCCAUACAUUUGUCUACCCAUUAUUCUGGUAAAAGUUAGUCUUGGUUUAAUCUCUUCAAACGUAUAUAUAUUUAUAUGAUUUUUGACAAAGUGUGAUCGGGCUUUCCUGGAUUGUACACUAACAGUGAUAUGCCCACUCCCUUAAAUUUAAGCUAGAAGUCUGCACAUCUACUGUUUGAUUAAAAAUCCUCUGUGGUGGUGUAUGGAAAAAGGCAAAAUUACAACAACAAAAAAUUCAUGAAGGGUUUAACUGUUAAAAUGUUAGAAAGUGACACCUUUUUGCCAUGUGGGGCCGCUAAAGUGCAAAACCUUGAAACAUUUAAGCAUAACUGAAAAAACCAAACAAACAUGGAGAUGGAUCUCUGCUGCAAUACUGCUGCUUUAUUUUGAGUUUAUUAUCGCUCAGGAGUGUUACAGCUUUAAAAACACACGUAUGUAACAAGUUCAUUGUUACCUUAUUCAUUGUGUGUUGUCUUAAUGCUUUAAAAGGGAGUUUGUUUGUUUUUUUUAUCUUAAAAACUGAAUAAAACUAUUUUUUUUGUCAAUGUCUGUUUAAAACUCUGAACUGUCAGAUAAAGACAAAGCACAUCACUGAAAUACAGAACAUCUUCAUAUGUAACACUGUGGUGAUUUAAAAGGGCGCAUUACUUUUUAUUUUUUGUGACUCCUAUUUUUCCAAAACCAAAACAUGCAUUUUACAGUAAUGUGUAAACAGUUUGAUGAUGUCUUAUUGGCCAUUUUUUCACAUUUAAAUAAACAGUUUCCACUGAAUUAUUCUUUUGCAUUAAAUUUUUAGGGUUUUGAACCAUUGACCUUUCACAUAGUUUUGUUUACGACAGCACAGCUCUGUGUCGUUGCUCGUGUGAGCACAAAGCCUCAUCACAAACAUAGCACUUGACAUUUAGUCACUUCACACCAUUGGAGCACAUUUAUAUUUUGAAUCGAGCUCUCCAGAAUGCCACAGCAACAGUCCGCCUCCCAACUGACCUAGAAGUGUCCACUUUCCUUAUAACGUUCAGCUUCUGAAGUCUUGAGUGGGCCGGAUGGUUGAGUUAACCACACAGACUCCAGUUUCAGGGCGUCCUCAGGUGUGGAGCUGGUUGCUAAGGACUCCUGCUGUGGCUAUGGAGAGAGUAAUGUGACAUCAGGCUGACGCAUCCAGCUCACAGCAGCCGCAAGGGGAGAUGGUGUCUGGAAAACAAGCUGUUCAGUCCACAUUUGGUCCAUCACAGAGGUGAAAUGGUUUUGAUCUUUAUGCAUUUCUCAGACAGUUAAUCAUUCUCAAUAGAUUUGGUGUGUUUGUGUAAUAUAUUGACCACUGUAAGGAGAUAUUGUGCUUUGCAACAUUCCUACCAACUAUAAACUCAGGAAUAAACAGCUGAUACAGCAUUUUCUUGCUCAAGAGUUUUCCACCAUAUCGGGUGUAACAAAAUGUAGGUUGUGAGGGGGGAAAAAUGUAUCCCCCGAUAGGUUGGCGAAGGGAAAUCGGUCGCAGAGACAAUACUUUUCCAA
Molecule: messenger RNA, 3113 nt
Organism: Pelmatolapia mariae (spotted tilapia)
Lineage: Eukaryota; Metazoa; Chordata; Actinopteri; Cichliformes; Cichlidae
Gene: arl9
Product: ADP-ribosylation factor-like 9
Exons: 5
Coding region: 167-985 (272 amino acids)
Molecular function (GO): GTP binding; GTPase activity
Source: RefSeq, a predicted model, not a curated record